Messenger RNA from Aedes albopictus (Asian tiger mosquito), 2274 nucleotides. RefSeq lists its product as uncharacterized. Gene Ontology annotation, molecular function: nucleic acid binding. The record is from RefSeq and is a predicted model, not a curated record. The transcript has 2 exons. Bases 241 to 1986 code for a protein of 581 amino acids. Gene Ontology annotation, biological process: DNA integration. NCBI's taxonomy places the organism in Eukaryota, Metazoa, Arthropoda, Insecta, Diptera, Culicidae.
AGCGAUUCUACGACCGUUUGUUCGUGGAUCAAAUCCGACACGCGUCGGUACCGCCAGUUUGUCGCGUUCAGGAUCGACGAAAUAUUAAACCUUUCGAGGAUCGAUGAAUGGCGGUGGAUUUCGACAAAAGCGAACGUAGCAGAUGAAGCGACGAAGUGGGGAAAGGGACCUUCCUGCAACGUGAACAGCCGUUGGUUCCAAGGACCCGAUUUUCUCUACCGCAGCGCAGACCAUUGGUCGAUGGUUCCGGAAGAAGGCACAGAUGAAAGCGAUAAGGAACUACGGGAGGCGUACGUGUGCAGUCAUCUACUGAGGCAACCGAUUGUCAAUACUAGCCGAUUUUCACGGUACGAAAGAUUGUUGCGGUCGAUGGCGUACGUUCAUCAUUUCGUGGACAGGCUGCGGGAUCGGAAAAGCAGUAAGCCUAAGUACUCUGUUGGGCUGACAAGUGUGGAGAUGCAGAAGGCGGAAAGAACGUUAUGGUCAGUUGCACAGUCUGAGGAGUUUCCGAAUGAGGUUGCGACGCUGAAGCAGAAUUUGGAACGCAGCAGUGAAGACCAGAAACAACUAGAAGCAUCAAGUCGUCUUGCGAAGCAGUCACCAUUUGCGGAUAAAUUUGGUGUGCUGCGGGUCGGAAGUCGAGCUGCAGAAGCACAUGUGCUAGCCUACGACGCGAAAUUCCCUAUUAUUUUGCCAAGGAAGCACCGAAUUACCGAGCUAUUGCUGGACUACUUUCAUAGACAAUUUGGUCACGCGAAUGAUGAAACUGUGGUCAAUGAGGUGCGGCAGAAAUUUCACGUGCCUCGCCUGCGAGUGGAAGUUCGUCUAGCACGGAAGCGCUGCAUGUGGUGUCGUGUGAACAAGAUAACACCUGUGGCACCGAAGAUGGGACCACUCCCAGCGGUGCGAAUGCAGCCCUUUGUACGCCCGUUCACAUACGUUGGAAUAGACUUAUUUGGCCCGUAUUUAGUGAAAGUUGGACGCAGCGUGGCGAAGCGAUGGGUUUGUCUUUUCACCUGCCUCACGGUUAGAGCCAUUCACCUCGAGGUAGUCGCAAGUUUGUCCACCGAUUCGUGCAAGAAAGCCAUCAGACGCUUCAUAGCACGACGAGGCUCCCCCUUGGAGAUAUACUCUGACAAUGGCACGAAUUUCGUUGGAGCGAAUCGAGAGUUGCAGGAGGAAAUCAGCCAAAUUCAUACCGAAUUGGGCAGCACUUUCACAAAUGCCAAAACCCAGUGGAAAUUCAAUCCACCUGCCGCUCCGCACAUGGGAGGUUGCUGGGAGAGGAUGGUACGUGCCGUUAAAUCAGCCCUAGGAUCUGUUCCGGUAGUGAGGAAGCUCGACGACGAGUCGUUUACAACGGUGUUAGCAGAAGCUGAAAGUAUGGUGAACUCCAGACCAUUGACGUUCAUCCCGCUAGAAACGGCCGACCAUGAAUCGCUGACCCCUAACCAUUUCUUGUUGCUGAGCUCGAGUGGAGUGCGAGAACCGGAGAAGAUGCCAACAGAUGCAGGUAUGGCACUGAAGAACAGCUGGAACAUGGUGAAACAUACGCUGGACAACUUUUGGCGCCGGUGGGUCAAAGAAUACCUGCCAACUAUCAUCAGAAGGACGAAGUGGUUCCAAGACGUGCAGCCGAUCAAAGUAGGGGAUCUCGUGCUUGUAACAGACGAAAAUGUCCGGAACCGAUGGCUGCGUGGAAGAGUAGUACGGACAAUUCCGGGAAAGGAUGGAGUACCGCGUCAAGCGGAAGUGAGGACAUCAGGAGGAGUACUGAAGAGGCCGACAUCUAAGUUGGCUGUGUUGGACGUUGCCGGAUCUGGUGACGCCGAACCGGAAGUUGAGGCGACACGGGGGGGAGGAUGUUCGCCGACACAGCCCACUGUUGUGAAUGCCCCUAUUGAGAGGCAAUGUGAGCCACUGCCUGCGGCCGUUGGGUCUGACGGCAGCGAUGAAGCGUCAAAUGGGAUGACGGGCAAAAUAUAAUUAUCGGCAGAAAGUGAUUGAAAGUGGUAAACAUCAUUUUGGUUUUGCAUUGGAAGUUUUCUUUUUGAUUUGUAAUUAACACUAAACUAAGGUUGAAAAUUGAAACAUUAGAACACUGUUGUGAGUUAGACGGAACGGUAGUACGGAGACUGAAAUGUGAGCAAAACAUGAAUUUCAUUGAUAAAACCUAUCCUAUAAUAAACUUUCCUUUUAGCUUUAAGCUGAUCUCACCGAAUUCCUCGGGACUGAUUACUGCUGAAAGAACUCCUGCUAAGUCUAUCGCAACAU